AUGUUAGAAACUGGAUCAGAAUAUUUUUAUAGUGAGGUAUCAAAUUUAAAGCUCUGUAUUAAAGCUACCAUGUUAGAAACUAGAUCGGAAUAUUGUUACAGUGAGGUAUCAGAUUUAAAGCUCUGUAUUAAAGCUACCAUGUUAGAAACUAGAUCAGAAUAUUGUUAUAGUGAGGUAUCAGAUUUAAAGCUCUGUAUUAAAGCUACCAUAUUAGAAACUAGAUCAGAAUAUUGUUAUAGUGAGGUAUCAGAUUUAAAGCUCAGUAUUAAAGCUACCAUGUUUAAAACUAGAUCAGAACAUUUUUAUAGUGAGGUAUCAGAUUUAAAGCUCUGUAUUAAAGCUACCAUGUUUAAAACUAGAUCAGAACAUUUUUAUAGUGAGGUAUCAGAUUUAAAGCUCUGUAUUAAAGCUACCAUGUUUAAAACUAGAUCAGAAUAUUUUUAUAGUGAGGUAUCAGAUUUAAAGAUUAUUCAUUGGAAUUCUCCCAGAAAGAUGAAAGUCAAGAAUAAACAUGUAGAAUUUUUUAGGAAUAUGUAUUUAACAUUUUUAGAAUAUGAUGGUAAUUUAUUACGUCGAGAAUUAUUUGGUUGUGGAACAACUGGCUCCUCUAGUCAAGUAGAAGAACAG
This is a messenger RNA of Lottia gigantea (owl limpet), 627 nucleotides long. RefSeq lists its product as hypothetical. The record is from RefSeq and is a predicted model, not a curated record. The annotation marks the transcript as partial. The transcript is spliced from 8 exons. Lineage: Eukaryota; Metazoa; Mollusca; Gastropoda; Lottiidae.